AUGGAUUCCGAUGAAGACUUUGUGUCGACCAUCUCAAGCGGGGAUGACGCUAUGCAGGAUGAUACCGACAACGACGACUUGUCUGGCGCUGAAGACUUCGAUGUAUUCGACGACGAACCCGACGACGAACCCGGCAUCCCCUCGCAGAAAGUCAGCAAGAGCAAGGGCGUCACGUUCGAUAUCAACUACAAAGUAUACACGCCGGACGAUAUUCAGCACCAGCAAGAUGACAUGGUCAACGAAGUGAACAUGAUCCUGGAGAUGAGCAAAGAAGACGCCGCUAUCAUGUUGCGCCAUUUCCGGUGGAACAAGGAGCGGCUAAUCGAAGAAUACAUGGAUCGACCAAGCAGGGUGUUGGAAGCCGCUGGCCUGGGUUCCAGCGCGGGGGGGCCUCCAAAGCUAGAGACCAUCGCCGGCUUCGUGUGCGACAUAUGCUGCGAGGACGGCGACGGCUUGCGGAGUUUCGCCAUGAAGUGUGGCCAUAGGUACUGCGCUGACUGCUACCGGCAGUAUCUCGUCCAGAAGAUCCGCGAGGAGGGCGAAGCGGCGCGUAUCCAGUGUCCUAGCGAGGGCUGCCACCGUAUCAUCGACGCCCGGUCACUCGACUUGCUAGUGGCGCCUGACCUGGUAGAACGAUACCAAGAACUGCUUAACCGAACAUACGUCGAGGACAAGGAUGUCCUGAAGUGGUGCCCGGCUCCCGACUGCGAGAAUGCGGUGGAAUGCCCUGUCAAGAAGAAGGAUCUCGACAAAGUGGUACCGACGGUGGCUUGUGCUUGCGGCCAUAGGUUCUGUUUCGGCUGUAUCCUCACCGACCACCAGCCGGCACCCUGCGAGCUCGUGAAGAAGUGGCUUAAAAAGUGCGCCGACGAUAGUGAGACGGCGAACUGGAUUUCCGCAAACACCAAAGAAUGUCCAAAAUGCAACUCGACAAUCGAGAAGAACGGGGGUUGCAACCACAUGACGUGCCGCAAAUGCAAGCACGAGUUCUGCUGGAUGUGCAUGGGCUUGUGGUCGGAGCACGGCACCAGCUGGUAUAACUGCAGCCGAUUCGAGGAGAGGAGCGGGACAGAGGCCCGCGAUGCGCAAGCAAGGUCGCGGGUAUCUUUAGAACGCUACCUACAUUACUAUAACCGAUACGCUAACCACGAGCAGUCGGCGCGUCUCGACAAGGACAUAUACCAGAAGACGGAGAAGAAGAUGGUGCAAUUGCAGACAGCGUCGGGCAUGUCCUGGAUCGAAGUACAAUAUCUCAACUCGGCCUCGCAGGCGCUGCAGACCUGCCGCCAGACGCUGAAGUGGACGUACGCCUUCGCUUUCUAUCUCGCGCGGAACAACCUCACAGAGAUAUUCGAGGACAACCAGAAGGACCUGGAACUUGCCGUCGAGGCCUUGUCAGAGAUGUUCGAAAAACCCAUCGGGGAGCUAUCCGAGCCCAAAUUGAAGGUGGACAUUAUGGACAAGACGGCCUAUUGCAACCGUCGGCGGGUCAUCCUCCUCGAGGAUACGGCGGACAACUUAGCGAAUGGGCGAUGGACUUUCAAUGUAGAUCUGAAGAACCCUACUUCUGCGGCUAGCAGCGCCACUUCGCGCGUCUAAAUUGUAUUGUAACGAAGUGAUAUAGAUAGACGAUAGUCUCGGUUGGAGUUCAGGGGCGCAGGAUCUUGCGUACGUGUGUUAGUCUAUCUGAGGUCGAAGCUGUCAAUUUUCCUCCUCCUCCUCCUCCUCCUCCUCCCCCCUUGGAUCUUAUAACUAUUCCUAACCCCAGGGUCCGAAUUUCUUAACCCCCUUCUAGUGAGAUGUGUCUCUCUAGGGCGUUUACUCCUGUGGUUGUUAUCAUCGCUCCCCCAUCGUAACUCUCGUGACUUAACCCCAUGUCUGUGUUGUACAUUGACCGAACAGACGGUGGCUGCUACUCCCGGCGGGUUUGCGGCGGAGAGGGUGGCAGCGAGAGGCAACGAAAGGUAGCUAUCCGGUGCGUACAACGUGGCAGAAAAUGCGUGUGAAAGGCCGGACAGAAAGGGAGGGCGGGCCGGUACGAUCACGCCGGACUGUCUCAUGAGAUCGGGGGGGCCCACUGCGCGGAGGCGCUAGCGAGGAAGUACGUGCGCCGAAUUGCGUUACGACACGGGUCGGGGAGGGGGGGGGAGGGGAGGGGCUUCGAGUCUGGCUGGG
Molecule: messenger RNA, 2175 nt
Organism: Durotheca rogersii
Lineage: Eukaryota; Fungi; Ascomycota; Sordariomycetes; Xylariales; Xylariaceae
Product: IBR domain-containing protein
Exons: 3
Coding region: 1-1599 (532 amino acids)
Biological process (GO): protein polyubiquitination; ubiquitin-dependent protein catabolic process; positive regulation of proteasomal ubiquitin-dependent protein catabolic process
Cellular component (GO): cytoplasm; ubiquitin ligase complex
Molecular function (GO): zinc ion binding; ubiquitin conjugating enzyme binding; ubiquitin protein ligase activity
Source: RefSeq, a predicted model, not a curated record